AUGAUCUCAGGAUACCAACAGCCCUCACAAAGCACUACAGCACAACGGCUAUCGCAGAAUGAGUCGCACGGUGGAGGUUACAUUUUGCUUCGACAGGCAAGCCCUACUGGAGGUCAAACAACCAUUCGUUUAGUGAGCACAGCUCCUGGUGGAGGUGAAAAUGCGAAUCGAAGUGGGACAACAUCCAAUCAAUCACAAAAAGCUGCAACGGGAUCGUCAACAAGUGCUUCACGGCCACAACGCGUCCAUAUUGUUCACGCACCGACUUCUUCAUCUUCUCAGUUUGUUCAAAAAGUUCCUCAAGAAGGAGUGACUGUAACUGCCAGUGGCAGCGCCGGAAUGGUCGGAAACGUUAAAAAAGACACACUGACGAUGGUGGUGGAUCCGAGUUCUUAUUACUCCAAUGGUGCACAGAAGAUGUACAGACUAGUUAACGUGUCCGAUUUGGAUUCAGGUGUUCACCCUCCACCUCGAAAACGCAUAGCUGUCAUGCAGAAACAGCCCGGACAGAAUACAGCUGUGGCUGGUGAAUCUUCUUCGUUAGGAUCCACAAGAACUUCGAGUGUCACUGGUCCCCGAGGUCAGCUCGGAGACGAUAUCAUCAUCGAUGAUGGAAUAGAAGAACGAACUGUUGUUAUUGAACAGCACGAUUCUGAUUCUCGGUAA
Haemonchus placei is the source of this 666-nucleotide messenger RNA. The record is from the annotation of a GenBank genome assembly. NCBI's taxonomy places the organism in Eukaryota, Metazoa, Nematoda, Chromadorea, Rhabditida, Trichostrongylidae.